AUAUUAAAUUUGUUUUCAAUUUUUGAUCCUUCAACAAAAAUUUUUAGAUUAAAUUGAAUUUCUUCUUUAAUUGGUUUAUUUAUCAUUCCUCAAAUAUAUUGAUUGAUAAGAUCACGAAUUUUAUUUUUAAUAAUUAAUUUUAUAUUGAUUUUAUGAAUAGAAUUUAAAAUUAUUUUAAAAAAUAAGUUUAAUAUAAAUAAUUUAUUAUUUUAUAUUUCUUUAUUUUUAUUUAUUAUAAUAAAUAAUUUUAUAGGGUUGUUCCCUUAUAUUUUUACAAGAUCAAGACAUUUAAUUUAUUCUUUAGGAUUAUCUUUACCUAUAUGAUUAGGAUUAAUAAUAUUUGGUUGAAUUAAAAAUACUAAUUUUAUAUUUGUUCAUUUAGUUCCUCAGGGUACUCCUUUUAUUUUAAUAUUUUUUAUAGUAUUAAUUGAAUCAUUAAGAAAUAUUAUUCGUCCUUUUACAUUAUCAAUUCGAUUAACUGCUAAUAUAAUUGCUGGCCAUUUAUUAUUAACUUUGUUAAGAAGAUUUAUUCCUAAUUUUUUUUUAUUUUAUUUAAUUGUAUUAAUUUUACAAUUAAUAUUAUUAAUUUUAGAGAUUUCAGUUUCUUUAAUUCAAUCUUAUGUAUUUGUAAUUUUAAUAAUUUUAUAUUUAAAAGAAACAAAUUAUGAUAAAAUUUAA
This is a messenger RNA of Aphidius gifuensis, 678 nucleotides long. Lineage: Eukaryota; Metazoa; Arthropoda; Insecta; Hymenoptera; Braconidae. The record is from the annotation of a RefSeq genome assembly.